AUGAACGCAACAACUGGACCACGAGGUGCACAAGACACCCUGGUGUCGCAAGCUUUCGGCGCCAAGGACUACGACAGAGCCCGGGGCUACCUGAACUGCUGCCAGGUUUGGAUGUUGCUUUUGGCUGGUGCGUGCGCCGUGGCUCUCUACUACACAGAGGCCAUCCUUCUCAAGAUCGAUGCCGCGGGUGAGGAGACCGCGGUUGACACCGCCACGCAUCCCUGGCCGGCAAUACUUACUGUUUGUUAG
Messenger RNA from Symbiodinium natans, 249 nucleotides. The record is from the annotation of a GenBank genome assembly. Lineage: Eukaryota; Dinophyceae; Suessiales; Symbiodiniaceae.